This is a messenger RNA of Arabidopsis thaliana (thale cress), 845 nucleotides long. RefSeq lists its product as uncharacterized. The record is from RefSeq and is marked reviewed. The transcript is spliced from 2 exons. Bases 39 to 845 code for a protein of 268 amino acids. NCBI's taxonomy places the organism in Eukaryota, Viridiplantae, Streptophyta, Magnoliopsida, Brassicales, Brassicaceae.
GUUUCUUUUUGAUUUUUUCACAUAUCAAAGCAAAAGCUAUGUCGUCUCUGCUUCUAAGCCUCUCUUCCAAGGCCUCUCUCCGUAAACUUCCUCUGAGAUGCCACACUCUUCGGAUGUUUUCCUCCUCUACCACCAACCCUUACUUGUUGUAUCGUGUCAUAAACUAUGGAAGUUCUAUGGAUGAUAUUCAUGUAACAAGUAAUAUCCACUAUUUUGACCCGGUGAAGGAAGAUGAAGUUAUUGUCCGAGACAAGGUAUUACCAAUGGAGUUGCGUAAAGGGUGUCUGGUCGGAAUGUCCCAUGGUUGGGGAGUUUUCAAGGCCGUGUGUGAUUAUAAUGAAUAUAAAGCCAUAUAUGUUACUGACUACUACAAUCCAUGUGGCUCCAAAUCUGUCAAAAGCAUUCCUUUGCAUCCCCUUGGUAAACCUAUAGCUAUCCAACAACAAGCUAUCACUAACGCCGCAAUGACUUGUUCACCUGAUCAAAGCAAAGAUUUUGCAGUUGCUGUCAAGUGUUUAGGACCUAUGAUCAAUUUCAAUAGGCCUGGUGGCACACACAAGGACUCGGGUUCGGUCAUCUUUAAAACCCCUUUUCAAUAUUUUGAUCAAUCAAAGGUUAUGUAUUCAAAGAGAGAUGAAAAGUUCUACACUCCUAGUUUUGGAGGGCACUUCUUGGUUUUUUGGGAUUCUUUCUUCGGAGAGGAUAUGACCGGCUCUGAGUUGGUUGAGUUGCGGUUUUGCAACGUUCCUAAGUUGACCCAGUCCGAGUGGGAGCUCUUGGACUCAUGUUCCAAGACUGUAUACCUUGUGGAGUCUCCCUCAGGCCAACGUUUCCUAAUCAAGUAG